AGUAGGCACAAGAACGUCUUUGUAAAAAUCUUUUUAAAAUGGUCCGUAAAUUGAAGUACCAUGAACAGAAGUUGCUGAAGAAAGUGGACUUUAUUAACUGGGAGGUUGACAACAAUAUUCACGAGGUCAAAGUUUUGAGGAAAUAUCGCAUCGAGAAGAGGGAAGAUUACACUAAGUAUAACAAAUUGAGUCGUAACAUCAGGGACCUGGCCCAGAAAAUUCGAGACUUGGACGAGAAAGAUGGAUUCAGAGCUCAGAGCACGCAUCAUCUACUUGAAAAACUAUACAGCACCGGACUCAUCCCCACCAAACAGGAUUUGUCCCUCACGGAGAAAGUCACAGCUUCGUCAUUCUGCAGAAGGAGACUUCCUUGGAUCAUGGUGAAGCUUCGAAUGGCCGAGAACCUGAAAACGGCAAUCACCUUCAUUGAGCAAGGACAUGUGCGUGUGGGCCCUGAGGUUAUCACAGAUCCAGCAUUUCUUGUCACAAGAAAUAUGGAAGAUUUUAUUACUUGGGUGGAUUCUUCAAAGAUCAAACAGCAUGUCAUGAAUUAUAAUGAGGAGAGAGAUGACUUCGACAUGUUGGCGUGAAUUUUAUUUUAUUUUUUUGCCAUGUUCACUCUGCACCAAGCGAGGGUAAAAAAAAAAAUCUGAAAGUGACCCCACAGUGCAAAUUAGAAAGAAAAGUCUCACCACUCUCAAAAACAUCUUUAGUCUCCAUCCCUCAUUUCAUAAUUGCUAUGUGGUUCCUUACAUAGUCAAAAAUUGCACAUCUGGUAUGUCAUGUAGUUAUUUUGGACGUAAUAAAUUAUAAUUUGGUUGUGUGUAGCGACAAAGUUUCUGAGAUGCUCUUGUUUUGUAUGAACCAAGAAUAUCUGAGGAAUAUUGUAUACUUUCAUUAGCCAUAUUAUGAGGUACAGUGAUGUGUUAAAAAAAUACUUUGUAAAUGUAGGAUUUGGGGCUAUUGAAUGUCAUUAGAUUGUUGCAGGUAUGCAAAGUGUCAGAAUGUUUUCUAUCAAAUAUAUGUGGGUCACUUUCAUAUAAUUUAUCACUAAUGGUAAAGACUUGCCACUAUGAAUAUCCUUUUGAAAAUACAAUUUACUGAUUAUUUGAAUUGUUGGCAGUGAUUGUUCAAAUGGUAAUAAAUGUUUCCAAGAAAAAGUAUAUAUUGUAAUGUACUAAAUUUCACACUAUGAAUGCCAAAAUGUGUAUCGCUGUGGGUCCUGAAUGAAGUUUCAUGGUUUU
Molecule: messenger RNA, 1244 nt
Organism: Syngnathoides biaculeatus (alligator pipefish)
Lineage: Eukaryota; Metazoa; Chordata; Actinopteri; Syngnathiformes; Syngnathidae
Gene: imp3
Product: IMP U3 small nucleolar ribonucleoprotein 3
Exons: 7
Coding region: 39-590 (183 amino acids)
Biological process (GO): rRNA processing
Cellular component (GO): small ribosomal subunit; small-subunit processome; Mpp10 complex
Molecular function (GO): snoRNA binding; structural constituent of ribosome; rRNA binding
Source: RefSeq, a predicted model, not a curated record